Zingiber officinale is the source of this 302-nucleotide messenger RNA. RefSeq names its product probable UDP-N-acetylglucosamine--peptide N-acetylglucosaminyltransferase SEC. The transcript has 3 exons. The coding region runs from base 39 to 302 and encodes 87 amino acids. Lineage: Eukaryota; Viridiplantae; Streptophyta; Magnoliopsida; Zingiberales; Zingiberaceae. The record is from RefSeq and is a predicted model, not a curated record. Gene Ontology annotation, biological process: protein O-linked glycosylation. Gene Ontology annotation, molecular function: protein binding; protein N-acetylglucosaminyltransferase activity.
ACCAUCCACAAGCAUUGUCAAGCCUUGGCAACAUAUACAUGGACUGCAACAUGAUGAGUGUUGCUGCAUCAUUCUAUAAGGCAACUUUAGCAGUUACAACAGGGAUAUCUGCGCCCUUCAACAACUUGGCUACUAUAUACAAGCAACAGACUGCUGCUGAUGGUCUUGUCAAUAGAGGGAACACAUUUAAGGAGAUUGGUAGAGUUACUGAAGCAAUUCAGGAUUAUACACGUGCUGUGAAUAUCAGACCAACUAUGCCUGAAGCCCAUGCAAAUUUGGCUUCAGCUUAUAAAGAUAAGUAA